This is a messenger RNA of Staurois parvus, 359 nucleotides long. The record is from the annotation of a GenBank genome assembly. Lineage: Eukaryota; Metazoa; Chordata; Amphibia; Anura; Ranidae.
GCUGUUUAUAAACGGCAGGACGGAGGCACUCCAGAGGCGGGUUACCAUUCAUAAAUGGCUCCCACCAUUUCUAGCUGUGCACGCUCCCUGGGAGCGCGCAGCACCACGAUCCGGUGCCCGCUGUGUCCUCCGGACACAGUGAAACACCGUUCGUCGGACGGGACCUCUAUGCAAAGUAGUAAUCAAGUGAUUGCUUUUACACCCAUAUAGGAUGUAAAAGCAAUCAUUUCUCUUUCUGUGUGCAUUUCUGCACUCAUUGAGAAAUACAGAGUGAGCUGUGAUUGGUCACAGCUUGUCACAUGGUACAAGGCUUUUGUGAAUAGCCUUGUACCAUGUGACCUCUGUGAUCAUUCACAGAU